GCAUUUUGUGUGCACUGUUUACUAUACCGUUCAUGCCAGUGUUUGUGUGUGGGGGUCGGUCGCCGGGCUACUUUUGGUCAUGGGAAGUUGGUAGGAAGUGGGUCUCAUUUAUGGCAAACUUUCAAUCGGAAAUGCAAAUCAGAGACCGGGCCAGGCCGGGCCGGCUUGUUCCGGAUGAUUCAGCGCGGCAGCGGUGGAUGUGAAUGAAUCGUUGUGAAAUGCCGGUUAUGGCGAAACUAUGAACGUAAGGGUUGUGACAACACGAUAAAACGAUUAUUAUUUUUAUUGAGAUAUAAGUGGCGAUAGAACUAUAGUGAUUUUCCAUAAUGAUGCGACCACCCAUGAUUUAUUGAAUUUUUCUUUGAAAUGAAACCUCAAAACAUGAGCUCAAGAAAAGUUAUCCUCUUGUUCCCGGAGGCAGCAGAUAUAAUUAAGAAUCGUCACUAUGUGGACGAUGCGAUGUUCAGCACAGACACACCAGAGCACGCCAUUCGUCUAGCGCGAGAAGUUAGCCAAGUGCAUUCCGCCGGUGGUUUUGAAAUCCGUAACUGGGUGAGCAACUCGCAACAAGUAUUAAGCGCGUUGAAAGAAGGCAGUAUGACUGAGAAAAAUAUGGAUUUGACGACGGGACCGAUGGCGACGGAGAAAGUGUUAGGAAUGUGCUGGUGCACUAAAUCCGAUGAAUUCAUAUACAAAAUUGGAUGGAACCGGUUCAACCCCGAUCUGCUCAACGGAUGUCGUCGAAUCACAAAACGCCAAAUGCUGCAGAUCCUCAUGACUAUCUUCGAUCCCCUCGGACUGAUUUCCCAUUUCCUGAUGUACUUAAAAGUACUCCUCCAAGAAGUGUGGCGAGCCGGUAUUCAAUGGGAUGAACAAAUCAGCGACCCACUACACGAAAAGAACUUCCUCAGCUGGAUAAAUUCGGACCAUCGACGAUACAGUACUUUCGUGGCGUUUCGGGUCAGCGAAAUACUCGAUGCCACGGAAGCAGCAGAUUGGCAUUGGGUACCGUCCAAACAAAAUGUAGCGGAUGACGGCACCAAGUGGGAGACGCAGCCUGACCUUUCUUCAAAAUCCAGGUGGUUCAGAGGUCCCGAUUUCCUCUAUCGAAGUGAAGCGGAAUGGCCCAAAUCCUCUUCGAAGUCCAUGCGAACAGACAACGAAUUGCGAUCUUCCCUCAUGAUUCAUCACUUGUCGCCCGACUCAGUUAUCAACGUCGCGGAUUUCUCAAGCUGGAAACGACUCAACAAUGUGGUUGCCUACGUUCAUCGCUUCAUCGAAAACUGCCGAAGACGGAGAACCAAACAGUCCAUCGAAAGUGGCCCGUUGUCCAGAGAAGAACUCUACGCUUCCGAAGGUUUCCUGUUCCGUCUAGCUCAACGGGAAGGUUAUAACGAAGAGGUAGUCCUUCUGACCGCCAACUGCAAGAAUACAUCAGAUAAUGUCCUUCCUAAAAGCAGCCGAUUAUACAAGCUGUUGCCCAGACUGGACGAGCGUGGAGUGAUGCGAAUGCGCAGUAGAAUAGCUGCCUGUCAAUACGCCACCGAAGACGCGAAAAGUCCGGUGAUUCUUCCAAACGACGAAGAAUCGGGCACGGACAGAGAAAGGCACUAAUUUGUUGUAGCAGAGUUUUAUUUGCUCAGCUCAAAAAAGAUUAGUUUCAGCUCUCUUUCUUCACUACACAAUUCUGCCUCAGCGCUAGCUAUUUAUGGACUAGCUUAUGAAGAACACGGUUUCUCGGACGGACGACAGCCGUACUCCUUUGGAUGCUGCUAACCUCGAACGAAUCUAAGGUUAAAUGCCCUAAGCGGAUAUAAAUUCAAGCAGCUAAACAGCAGAAUUCAUAAAAAAUUAUAGCAAUUUCAAAGAUUACGAUUGAAUAAAUUUUUCCA
Toxorhynchites rutilus septentrionalis is the source of this 1892-nucleotide messenger RNA. RefSeq lists its product as uncharacterized. Lineage: Eukaryota; Metazoa; Arthropoda; Insecta; Diptera; Culicidae. The transcript has 2 exons. The record is from RefSeq and is a predicted model, not a curated record. Bases 367 to 1614 code for a protein of 415 amino acids.